Messenger RNA from Loxodonta africana (African savanna elephant), 3465 nucleotides. RefSeq names its product glutaredoxin and cysteine rich domain containing 2 (gene GRXCR2). The record is from RefSeq and is a predicted model, not a curated record. Gene Ontology annotation, cellular component: microvillus; stereocilium base; stereocilium shaft. The coding region runs from base 2719 to 3465 and encodes 248 amino acids. The transcript has 3 exons. Gene Ontology annotation, biological process: sensory perception of sound. NCBI's taxonomy places the organism in Eukaryota, Metazoa, Chordata, Mammalia, Proboscidea, Elephantidae.
UUCAACUUCCUCUUGAACUUGCAUAUGAGCAAUUGAUGGUCUGUUCCACAGUCGACCCCAGGCCUUGUUAUUGGGAGGGACCAGUCCCUGGAGAAGGACAACAUGUUUGGUAAAACAGAGGGUCAGUGAAAAAGAGGAAGACCUUCAAUGAGAUGAAUCAACAUAGUGCCUGCAAAAAUGGGCUCAAACAUAGCAAUGAUUGUGGCGAUGGUACAGGACAGGGCAGUGUUUUGUUCUGUUGUACGUAGGAUCACUAUAAGUCAGAACCAACUCCAUGGCACCAAACAACAACAAUUAUGUGCCAGUCACUGUGAUAGACACUGAGGAUAGAGAAAAGGUAAAGAGAGCUCUGACUAAUGCCUUCUCAGUUUAAUGGAGGGGAGAGAUGAUUUUAAGAAGCAGUAAUGGCAAAUGAAAGAAAGAAGCACUUGAAUGGGGGUGGGUACAAAGUUCCAUGCAUUCUCCCUGAGACUGAUGGGAAGGCUACCCAGAAGCAGUGACACUUGAGGUGUGACUUGAAGGAGGAGUAGAAGUUUGACACUCCAUUCAGGAAGCAGAGAGAUUAAAAAUCAGCAUUUUGAGAAAUGAGUGAGCUUUCAAGCCACACCUAGAUGAGUAACAGAGGGUGAGGCUACAAAGGAAGGUGGGGCCAGGUUUUGAGGAGCUUUGUCUGCUUCAUGGAAGAGUUAAAUAAAACACUAUACCCAUUGCUGUUGAGUCAGUUUCAGCUCAUGGGGACCCUCUGUGUUGCAGAGUAGAACUGCUCCCUGGGGCUUCAUGGAAGAGUUAGGACUUAACUUUUUACACCCUGGACCACUGGAAAAGGUUUUUCAACAGGAGACUGACACCUGCAGAAGUGUUUUUUAUAAAUGCCAUUCUGGCAUUGAUGUGGAGGACAGAAUUGUGGAUGGCUGGGGACAUUGUUAGAAGACUGUUGCAACUUUCAUAGCAGAAGGGAUGAGGACUUGAGCUAAGGUCAUGGUGGCAAGAGUAGAUGAAAGAAGGCAGCAUUGAAAGAGUCCAUAUGAAUGGCUGUAGAAGUAAGGGAGAGAUCAGUUUGGGCAACUGAGUGAUGAUGCCAGUAGCAAAGAUAGGGAAACAGGUUAUACCUCCACCAUUCCACCUCUUUAAACCAGACCCAUUCUUGUAGACUUAACCCAAAACCCCUGUCCUUAAUGUGCCUUUUUCUGCCAUCAUUGCCUCCUAAAGUGUUGAGCUUGUCCUAGAAUGGCUAUUCUGAGAGUCUGCGGUGGAUUGUCAUUAUUUCAUGUGUGUUAGUAUUAUUUCCUGAACUAGACUGUAGGACUGUCUUUAUUGGGUCCCACAUCUCAUGCUUCUCUGGUAUUAAACCUAGUCCCUAUCUCACAAUGUUAGGCACUUAUUAGGCCUUGUGUACAACAGGACAAUUGUGUGUGUGUGUGUGUGUGACAGUGGGGCCUACUGUUGUGCUUAAAAAUGAAAUCUUAAAUAUAAAAUAGAUGUAAAGUGGAUCUGCUCUCGUUAAUGCGUGGGUAGAAGGCCCAGGUUUCACUUUGAUGACUAAAGUGUGCCUGACCCAAGCCAUGGUCCUUUCGGUUGCUUCUUAUGCAUGUGAAAGCUGGACAAUGGAAAAGGAAGGUAGAAGAUGAAUUGAUGUAUUUGAAUUGUGGUAUUGGUGAAGAAUAUUGAAUAUACCACUGACUGCCAGAAGAAUGAACAAAUCUGUCCUGGAGGAAGCAUAGACAGUUUACUCCUUAGAAGUGAGGAUGGCAAGACUUUGUCUUGCUUCCUUUGAACCUGUCAUCAGGAAAGAUCAAUUACCACAAAAGGACAUCAUGUUUGGUAAAGUUGAGGGCUGACGAAAAUGAAGGAAACCCUCCUUGAGAGGGAUUGGCAUAGUGGCUGCAAUGUUGGGCUCAAACAUCUGAAUGAUCGUGAGGAUAAUACAGGAAAAGGGAAAUGUUUCAUUCUGUUAUGCGUGAGGUUACCAUAAGUUGGAGCCAACUUGAUAGCAGCUAACAAAAACAGAAGGUCUAGAAUGCAGGACCUUUGGUCUUCUGCUCCAAGCAGCAACUCUCAAGUAUCUAGGGCUCCAGGAAACACAGUUAGAAAAUAUUUGGCUUGGUGGAUUUAUCAUGGGUUUUGGAGUCAGACAGACCUGGGUUUGAACCUUGCUGUCACUUACUUAGCUGUAAUAGAGUAGACAAAUAAGGAAACUGCUCUGAGCCUCAGUUUCUCCCUCUGUAAAAUGGAGAUAAUAGUGCUUUCUUUGUAGAGUCAGCAGAAAGACUAAGUAAGACAAUGCAUGUAAAAAUCUCUGGCACAAAUUAAAUACCCAAUAAAUCAUAGUUCUUAUACGUAAAUCACAAAACAUUUGCUAACUGAAUGAGUAUCUGAUCCUUAUUGAAUUGGUACUUGUUCAGUCUAAAUAAACUCACUCAUCCUCAGGUUAAGAAAAGUAAAGUUUGAGGGUGAAUACAUGGGUGACUCGGGGUUUGGGAGGAGAUUGAAUCUUGUCUGAUGCUCCAUCCACUCCAUAAACCCACGAUCACCUGCCUUUUCAUGAAGGUCCAUCAAUAUUUAAUUUGUGGGUGUCAGUUACUGUAAACUGAGUAUACCCCAGCAUCAACUUGAAUUAAUUAUAUGCAUGCGGACAGAAAAUAAAAUACCUUUUUCUCGGAGCCCCAAGUUUCACUGGCUACACCGAAUUCUGGAAACCAGAGGGUGAAUUUUCUGCUGAUGGAGGACCCUGAGAAGAAGCUGAACCAGAAGAGUGACAGCAAACCCCGGAAAGUGCGGUUUAAAAUCUCCUCCUCCUACAGUGGCCGAGUGUUGAAGCAAGUCUUUGAGGAUGGGCAGGAAUUAGAGUUGCCAAAGGAGGAAUACCCUCACAGUUUUCUCCAGGAGUCCCUCGAACCAACGGAUGGUGUUUACGGGUCUGGGGAAGCCCCCAAGCCCCAACCGUACUCUCCUAAAUUAACUGCUGAAAGGAUCAGCGUGUUCAGAGAGGGCAGUGCCUACACCUUGGCAGGCAGCCAGUCUCUCUUCAAUGAUUACAAGAUGAAUGACCAUAAGCCCCCACCUAUUAUAGAUUUUGGAAAGAUAAUCAUCUACACGAAUAACCUGAAAAUCAUUCGAACUCCACUGGACAAGAGAGACUUCAUGAGGAACAUUCUCCAGAAGGAAGAGGAGGCUGAGGAAGAGUCUCUGAUGAACAAAGAAGAAAUCUACGGAGACAGCAACCAGAAUGAUGGGCCUUUGCCAGAAACGGAAAGCACAUUCCCUGAUAACCAGUACGCACAGGAAGGGGUGCUUCCUGAGGACAACUGUUUUCACUGCAGAGGGUCGGGCAGUGCCACCUGCUCUCUGUGCCACGGAAGCAAAUUCUCGAUGCUGGCCAACAGAUUUAAGGAGUCCUACCGGGCGCUGCGGUGUCCUGCCUGCAACGAGAAUGGCCUACAGCCUUGCCAGAUUUGCAAUCAAUAG